Dracunculus medinensis (Guinea worm) is the source of this 867-nucleotide messenger RNA. Lineage: Eukaryota; Metazoa; Nematoda; Chromadorea; Rhabditida; Dracunculidae. The record is from the annotation of a GenBank genome assembly.
AUGUCAUUAUCAAGCCACUAUCAUGCGCAUAAGCCGAAUGUGCCUAUUAUUAUGGAGGAUGUUUUUGGAUGGGUAAGAGAAGGCAAUACAUUUCAAGUACGUGUAUGGCUUGAUGAUUCUGAACAUGAUCUUAAUAUUGGAGAUGAUCAUGCCUUCUCACUGUUACAUUGGGCAUCAAAAGAAGGCCAUGUAAGUAUUGUGGAUUUAUUGCUGUCUCGAGGAGCGCGUGUUAAUGACACGAAUAUGGGCGAUGAUACGAGUUUGCAUUUAGCUGCAGCACAUGGACAUCGCGAAGUCGUAGUGAGAUUAUUAGCUCGGAAAGCUGACGUGAGCGCAGUUAAUGAACAUGGAAUGACUCCUUUACAUUAUGCAUGCUUUUGGGGAUAUGUGCAGAUUGCUGAGGAUCUUAUUCGGUGUGGUGCUCAAGUAGGUGCAUGUAACAAGAAGGGUCAGACAUCACUUGAUAUUUGUCAACCGCAAGCUCGUAAUUCAAUCAUUGAAUUAGCAAAAGAAUAUGGCCAAAAUAUUAAUCAGAAAAUUACUUUCAAAGAUCACAACUGGAGUGGUACAAAAACGCGUACUAGAGAUGCUACUCUUUCUCGCUAUACUGGUGUUGAUAUGUCAUCGCUUAGUUUAUCAAUUAAAAUAGCUGAAUCGCACAGUGGUGAACUUUGGCGUGGUAAAUGGCAAGGGAAUGACAUCGUUGCUCGGAUACUUGCGAUUCCUGAUGUUACUCCUCGGAUAAGUCGGGAAUUUCAAUCAGAAUUCCCUGCUUUAAGGUGCUAUUUGUUCUUCCAUUUAAAAAGUCGUAGAAUCGUAAUUUUAUUCUAUUAUAAAAAAUUUGGACAUAAAUCGACAAAAUAUUAA